GUGUCUUUCCGUGGAGACUCGCUGGCCACGGGGUCUCUGGGGAGAGAAGGGGCCGCGCAAGUGGCGACGGCCAGGCUGGGCCGGAAGGGCCUGGGUGAGGCUGCCACCCCAUCCAGGGUCGGAGGGCCCAGGAGGGCCAGCACUGUCCCUUUUCUGACCAAGACGGGUCAGAGCUGGGGGUGCCCGCCAGGCUGGCUGACACCCACACACGGGUGGAGCGUGGUGAUGCUCUGGUGGGUGAGACGUGGGGACAACUGUGGCCCUCGAUGGGCUGCUGAGAGCGCCUAGUGAGGCAGGUGGCCCCGGCUGCCCUCACGGCUCUGGGGACUCCGGCCAGUGCUCAGUGGCCACUGACCGUCCCGUUCCCUGCUCUGCCUUCGUCCCCGUGUGUGAGGGGACCUAUCGGGGCUCUCAGAACAGCGAGGGCUAGAAGCGCACACUCAUGGACUCCGUCUAGUCUAGACCCAGGAGAGCGGCCGAGGCAGGUGGGUGGGAGGCAGCGGGGGAGGUGCUCAGAGCCGCAGGGGCAGGAAGUGAGGUGGGAGCUCAGUGCACAAAGGCCUUCCUGGCCUGUCCCAGACAGAGCUGAGGAGCAGCCUGGCCCACGGCCUUGGUAAGUGCCUGCUCCAGCCUCCAGCCCAGGCAGGUCCUAAGCUCUUGGUGCCCACCGAGGUUGAGGCAUUAGAGGACUAGGGUCUGAGAGGACCAGGCCCUGCCGGGUCGGGUUAGGCAGCUGGGCCUUUUGGGAGAGGAUUCCACUCCCCGUGUCUGGGCAGACUGGCAUCGACCUCCAGAGACCACCCCUCUUACCUCCCAAUUCCUGCCUCCCUGCUGCCAGACGGUGCCAGUUGUGGGUGUCCCUCACUCCCCAAAGCUCUGCCAAGCCCCCAGGAAGGGGACAGAUCCUGUGGCAGGGUAGGAGAGCCGGGGACAAGUGGGAUGGGGGCACUUGGUGCCCACAGCAGCCCCUUCCUGCCUCCCAGCUUCUUGGGGUGCUGGGCUCUGUAGUGAGUGGCUUGGGGGCACCACCUGAGAUAAGGGGGGGCACCCCUGGGCAUGGGUGACCACCGAGGGGCCCUGGGGCUUCCCCAGAUCUUGGGUUUGGUGACCACAGCUGGCCUUAGCACCCAGCUGCCCUGCCCCUCCUCACUGGCCAUGCUCCGUUGCUGUGGUCACCCUCCCCGGCUCCCAUGGGGCCAGGCAGAGCACCCUCCACUCACCUCCCCAGGAGCCCCAGCCAGAGGCGGUAAGGUGGGUGCCUCUGGGAGGGAGGGGCUGUGAGUGUGGGGUUUCCUGUGCUGAGUCAGAGCCCAGGGGGAGGGGCCAGGCUGGUGCCCUCAGCCUGCCCACAGUGCCCCUCUCUCUUCUGCCCCCAGGCCCCUGGCUUCACAGGAUGGGGCUGCAGGUGCCCUCAGCCCCUCCUGCACUCUGGGUCCUAGGGUGCUGCGCCCUGCUCCUCUGGCUGUGGGCGCUGUGCACAGCCUGUGGCAGGAAGCGGGCGCGGAGGCCCUGGGCUGGGCUGCAGGGCAGCAUGUUGCCUGCGGAAGCGGUGAGUGCCUGCCUGCCCCGGGGCCAGGGCGGGGCCGGCUGGGAACCGACCUGCCUGCUUUGCCCCCAGGCACUGCUGAGACCAACGCAGCUUGGCUCCCUCAGCAAGUCGGACACCAGGCUGCACGAGCUGCACUCGGGGCCGCAGGGUGGUAGAGCCCAGCGGCCUGUCAGCAUGGAUCUCCUUCGCCCGCACUGGCCAGAGAUGUCCAGGGCCCUCCCCAGGCUGCAGGCAGCCACCUCUGCCUUCCCACACCGAGAGCUGCCCCAGGGCCCACCUGCUGCCUCACCCGCCAUGGGCCCCAUGGCCACCUAUUCCAACGUGGGGCUGGCCGCCUUCCCCAGGGUUGGCCUGGCAGCCAGUCCUGUGGUCGCUGAGUACGCCUGUGUCCAGAAGCUCAAGGGGACAGAGCAGGGCUCCCGAAAACAGCAGGGGAGGGCCAAGGAGUCUCCAGCUGCUCAGGUGGACAUCCUGUACUCCAGGGUGUGCAAGCCUAAAAGGAGGGACCCAGGACCCACUACAGCCCCGCUGGACCUCGAGGGCAGGGGAGCAAUUCCAGCCCUGGGGGGUGACUCGGCCUAUGAGGCCCUCCCACUCAGGGGCCUGGGUGUGGACAGCGGACCCCUGGAAAACGUGUACGAGAGCAUCCAGGAGAUGGGGGCCCACGCGUGCCCAGAGCCCCCAGCUCUAGCUGUCAGCAUUAGCGGACAUAAGCUGGACACCUGGGCACCCUGUGUCCACCUGCCUCAGCCCAGGGAGAGGCUGGAAACCCCUCCCUGCCCAGAACACUCCAGCGCCCACGUUCUGUCCUCCACAGUGAGGCCCACUCCGCCUCCCCAGCGGACAGCACCAACCCCAGACCUCAGGGCUGCCGGGCUGUGCCGCCCUGGACGAGCGAGCUGCUCUGAUGGCGGGGGCCUCCCGGCCCCGGAGGAGGCCCGCGUCUAAAUAAAUCGCAUCGCAGGGGGUAACACGG
Molecule: messenger RNA, 2525 nt
Organism: Microcebus murinus (gray mouse lemur)
Lineage: Eukaryota; Metazoa; Chordata; Mammalia; Primates; Cheirogaleidae
Source: RefSeq, a predicted model, not a curated record